UACUAGUGAGGUUUUUACUUCGAUUGGAGGUUCUUUGUUCCUUAUGGAUGGAGUUGUUGAUAUUUUUUAGGCCGUCAUUUUUUAUCCCUUUUGUUUUUUGAUUUUUUAGUAUGUUUUUUUUUCAGUCGUGGCAUUUGAAUAGGUGGUGCUCACCGAAUAGUGAAAACGAUGGAGGGAGCAACAAUAGUUUCUACUGGCUUCUCCUUUCCAUAAGCUGGGCUUGGCCUUGGGCGUUAAGUUUUAUGGGACUCAAAAUUUAUUUUCUAAACUUGAUAAUAGAGCGAAAAUCAGCAGGCAGGAACCUCUCCCAGACGGUGUCGGAUUGGGCGGCAUUGUUGAACAGAGAAGAGACGGUGGACAAAGUGCAGGCAUCGCCAGGAGUCGUAAACGACAGCACGUCUGAUAUGCAACCUUCAGGCAACACAGAGAUGUCAGCUUCUCGACUAGCGUCCAUUGACAGCUGAAUUUGAGUGCUGUGAGUUUCCGGCCAUCUUUAACUUCGGUGACUCGAAUUCCGAUACCGGUGCAAUGCCGGCUGCCUUCCUUCCCCCUAACCCUCCUUAUGGAAAGACUUAUGUUCAGAUGACUCCAGAGAGGUAUUCUGAUGGAAGACUGAUUAUAGAUUUUACGGCCCAGAGUUUGAAUCAUCCCUAUCUGAGUGCAUAUCUUAAUUCCAUGGGGACAAACUUCAGCCAUGGUGCGAAUUUUGCAGCAGGAGGAUCCACAAUCAGAAUACCAACUAGCAUUAUACCUCAUGGGAUAUCUAGUCCAUUCUCUCUAGACGUGCAGCUUCUGCAAUUCUUGCAAUUCAAACUCAAAUCACAAUUGAUAAGGAAGCAAGGUGGUGUGUUUGCAACAUUGAUGCCCAAGGAAGAAAUUUUUCCCAAGGCUUUGUACACGUUUGAUAUUGGUCAAAAUGAUAUUGGAAAUGCAUUGUUGAGCAGUUUGACAAUUGAGGAAGUGAAUGCAUCUGUUCCAGAUGUUGUGAACAGGUUCUCAGAAAACAUCCAGAGUAUCUACAACUUGGGAGGCAGAACAUUUUGGAUUCACAACACAGGACCAAUUGGCUGUCUUCCUUAUAUUUUAGCUAAUUUUCCAUCAGAAAAGGACGAUGCAGGCUGUGCAAAACCUUACAAUGAAUUAGCUCAAUACUUUAAUGCAAAGCUGAAUGAGUCCAUAGUUCAUCUCAGGAAGAAUUAUCCUUGGGCUGCAUUCAUAUACGUCGAUGUCUAUUCUGUCAAGUAUUCUUUAUACACCACACCCAUAAAAUAUGGGUUUGAGCUUCCAUUAAUGGCAUGUUGUGGGUACGGAGGAAUGUACAACUACAGCAAUAAUGCAGGAUGUGGAGCUAAAAUUGUGGUGAAUGGAAGUGAAGUAGUUGUGGGGUCGUGUGAUCGGCCAUGGGUUCGAGUCAAUUGGGAUGGGAUUCAUUAUACUGAGGCAGCCAACAAGUUUGUGUUUGAUCAAAUUUCAAGUGGAGCAUUUUCUCAACCACCUGUUCCUUUAAGUAUGUCAUGUAUGAGGUUUAAUAAUAUUGCAUUUUGACAUCAUUUCUGGUCAGAAAUACAAUUUCUGUUUUUCCUGUUGAGUUAA
Molecule: messenger RNA, 1593 nt
Organism: Manihot esculenta (cassava)
Lineage: Eukaryota; Viridiplantae; Streptophyta; Magnoliopsida; Malpighiales; Euphorbiaceae
Product: esterase-like
Exons: 6
Coding region: 529-1545 (338 amino acids)
Molecular function (GO): hydrolase activity, acting on ester bonds
Source: RefSeq, a predicted model, not a curated record